AUGCAGAAAAGACAAGGGUAUUGCAGCUAUUGCCGUGUGCAGUAUUCAAACUUGGAACAGCACUUGUUUAGUUCUCAGCACAGAAGCCUGACCAGACAGAGCAGACGUCGAACAAUUACCAAUAACACUCUGAUGGAGCGCUUUUUGCAGGACGUCCUGCGACACCACCCAUACAAUUACCAAGACAACAGAUCUGCACCAAAUGAGGCAGCAGCAGGAGCAGCAGGAGCAGCAGGAGCUGAUCCUGGAUCACCUGAAGUGGUGAUUUUGGAUGACUCUGAUGAGAAGGAUGAUGAUACUGCAGAUAGCAGUGUAGAGAGGAAUUCCGAGGAUUCGGGAUCUGUCGAAGAGAUAGAUUGUAGACCUGGUACCUCUCAGGAACGUGCAGAGGUUGCAGUUCGACCAUCAGUUAUUCAAAAACUGGAACGGGGACAGCAGCAGUCCUUGGAAUUGGCUCAUAAAGUUGAGAGUGGUGUGAAAAAAGUUAAUUCAGUCGGUGUUGUUCAGGCUACAACUAGUGGGAAAAAGUUAGUGCGUCCCCCUGUGAUCUGUAAUGCUCCUGCCAGCUCUUUGCCUAGCGGCUCUUUCGAGAGACCAGUUGCGGCUAACAGUGUUCCUCGGUUAGUACUGGCAGUUGCUUCAGAUUCCUUUCCAGCUUGUGACACAGAGAACCUUGAACCAUACUUUGAGUCCCCAGAUCAGGGCCCUAGCAACCCAUCCUCUCGACCCAAAACUAAAGAUCCCAAAAAGAAACUAAAUAUAAAUUUAGACAAAUUGCUUGCACAGAGAAAUCUCAGAGCUAAGGGUGCGUCUUUUUCCCCUGUCGUACGAGUCCGUGAGCUAACAGGUCCUGAGCUUUGUUCUGUAAGAGCUGAGUCUUCAGAGUUAGAGGCAGGUACAGCAGGAAACCCGAGUGGGACAGACAUACUACCAGAACAAGCACGUGAAGGUGCCAUUCCAAAGCGUCGUGAGGCAACUCGUUCAAAUACAGUUCGUCCCCAAGAAGAAACACAUUUGGUUCGUAACAAGCCAACACUUCUGAAACAGAAGCGCUCAGUGACUUCUGAAGAGAGGUUUGAUCGUGGGUCUCUUCAGGCAGUACCUGGUCCUUCCCAAGCUCCUGUACAUGACUUAAGUCUUUUGGAGGAGGAAGAGGAAGAAGCGCAGGAAGAAGAAGAAGAGGAGCAGGAAGAGGAGGAGGAGGAAGAAGGAGUUUACCAAGAAGAUGUGAGCUAUGAAUCUAGAGGUUCUGACAUGAGUUUUGAUUGUGGGUCCUCUUGUCAGUCACUGAGUGCCCUAUCUGAACUGACCCCCAGAGAAAUAAAUGUAUCAGAAGAAACACAUGCUGAUGCACAGCCUAGGAACGAAACACCCACUGUUUCUGGAGCAACUUCAGAUAAUGGUAGCAGUUCUCGUCAGGUGCCUACCAACCGUUCUCAAGUGAUUACACAGAACACACAGCUUAUUAGUCUGGUUGAUGAAAGCUAUGAGUCUAGUGGCUCUGAAGUGAAUUUUGAUGGUGAUGACUCACUUCCAUCAACUAGUCACCGUCCCCCACAGCCAGUGGUAGUGCCCCUUCGUUUGGUUGACAAGAGCUAUGGAAGUGGCAGCUCUGAACCAUGUGAGGAUUCCGGGUCCUCAGCUGAUGAGACUCCAGCAGCAGUACGACGACAAAAUCCUGUGAACAAUGCCCAUGCAAACCUGGUUGAUGAGAACUACGGGUCAAGCAGUUUCAGUUCUGACAGUGAUGCAGCUCUGGACCAUCCCCAGAUACCUGUUCAAGAAAGAAGCCCAAGAGACAGAGCUGUUGAACAAGAAAAUGAAGACCAACCCAGUAGUUCUGAAGCACAUCCUGAACAUCAUGGUUCUCUUGAGACAGUGGCUGAUGAAUCCCAGAGAGAAGUAGAAGAAAUAAAUCUUCCGAACCAGAAGAAUACCAACCUUGGGGAUAUGAACUGUGAGUCUCAUGGUCCUGAAGUGGGUUUUCAUGCUGAUGAUCAAUUAGAGGCUGAUCAAUCUCCGGUAAAUCCUGAGGAAGUAGAUCUUGACCUAGAAAAUCAGAGUGUUCACUCUGGCAGUUCUAAUCUAAGUUUUGAUUCCCAUGCUUCUUAUCAGUCAGCUAAUGAUCAACCUCAAGGGGCUUGGGGUGAAGUAAAUCUUGAUGAGUUAAAUGUCGACAUGGAAGUUAAGAGCAAUGGGUGCUCCAGUUCUGAGUUGACAUUUGAUUCCGAUUCCCCUCUUCUGUCAGCUACUGAGCGGUCUCUGCUGGAUUUUGAAGGAUUAAACGAAGAUGACUUUAACCUGGAAGAUGAAAACUGUGUGUCAAGUAGUUCUGACAUAACUUUUGAUUCUGAUAUUCCCGAUGACACAGUAGCUGACCAACCUCAAAUAGCUGUUUAUGAGGAGGAACCUGUUGGUCUGGAAAAUAAGAGUAAUGAAUCUUGUGUUUCUGGAAUAACAUUUGAUUCUGAUAUUCCUCUUCAUUCAGGAAAUGAUCACCCUGAAGUAGCUGUUAAAGAAGUAAUCAUUCAGGAAGAAGAAAACGUUCACUUAGAAGGGAAGAAUGACAAUCCCAGUGGUUCUGAAAUAUGUUUGGAUUCUAAUGCCCCUCUUCAUUCAGUGACUAAUUCUGAUGUAGCUGUUAAAAAGAUAAAUCCCCCCAAAGAAGAGCAGGUACAUUUAGAACAAAUUGAACAAAAGGAAAAUGAACCUACUGAUUCUGAAUUAAAUUUGGAUUAUAACUCUUUUAAUUCAAAGCCCGGAUGUUCUGAAGAUCCCAUUAUAGUACGUGUUUCUGAAACAAGGUUGGCUUCUCAUGUCCCUUUUCAGUCAGUUAUUCGCAGAUGUGAAGUAGUUGUCAAAAAUGUAUGUCUUCAAAAAGAAAAGCAUGCUGAAUUAACAAGUAAAAGCACAGAAUCUCAUUCUGAAAUAAGUUCAGCUUCUACUGCUUCUCAUCCAGUGACGGAACCUUAUGUAGGUAAGAAAGCAAAGAGAAAGACAAAGCAUCUUGAGGAAGUCAUCAGUGAUGAUGAAUAUGGCAUCUCUCAACCAACUUUCAAUUCUGACGUUUUUCCUGGGCCAAUGACUGAUAAACCUCAACCAGCUGCUUUGAAAGAGGGCCAUGCUGACCCAAAAGAUGAAAGUACUGAGCUUAGAGGGAUGGAAGUAAAUCUGAAUACUGCUGGUUGCCUUGAUUCAGUCAUUAGCGAGUCUCAGUUAGCCUCAAAGGAAAACUGUGUUGAACUGAAAGACACAGAUGGCAAACCCAGUGACUCUAAAGCAAGUGUUGAUUCUACCGACCAUUUUCACUCACUGCCUAAACAAGAGUUCGACGUGAUUACAAAAAUGAGUGAGUGGAAAACCGAGGCAAAGGUUCUUGAACAGAAGAUCAGUGAUCUUAUUUAUUCAAAAAUAAUACAUGACUCUAAUGUUUCUUUUCGUUCUGCAAUGGAUCAACUUGAACUAGCUCUUAAACAAAUAAAUCUUGAUAGUAAUGACCAAGUGUCCUUGGAAGAUAACAGCCAACCUACGUGUUCUGAAACAAAUUUGGAUUCUGAUUUCUCAAUCCAGGCAGUAGUUGAACCACCUGAAGUAACUAUUUUGGAGCCUGAACAUGUUGAACUAGAAGGUAGGAAUAACGUGUCUUGUGGUUCUGAAGUAAGCGUUGAUUCUAACAACUCUGUCCAGUUACAGGCUGUUCAGCAUAGUGAAAGUUGUGAAAAUAGAAGUCAGAAGGAUACAGAUGACACGGAAGGUAAGAGGGAUGACGCUCAGUGUUCUGGAGUUACAUGUGAUUCCAAUGUCCCCCAGCCACUGGCUGGCCAAAUUGAAGUAGUUCAGGAGCUCGACCGUUGGAAAGAUCAUGGUGAUUUGGAAGAUAAGAUUGUUGAAUCUAAUGACUCAAAAAUAAACCUCCAUUCUGAUGAACCACUUCAGGCUGUGACUAAUGCAACACAAGAGCCUGUUCAAGAAAUAAAUUUACUGAAGGGACAUGCUAGUCCAAAUGAUAAUGGCUGUGAGCCCUGUGGCUCUGCAAUAGUUCCUGUUUCCAAUGUCAUUUUUUGUUCAGUGAUUCAGAAACCACAAAAAGGUUGUACCAGUUUGAAAGGAAACGGCAGCAAACCUUGUGGUCCUGAAGUGAGUGUUGAUUCCCGUAAAAGUCCUGAAAUAAGUUUUGAUGCCAAUGAUCCUUGUCAGUCAGUAGCAGGCCAUCUUCAAAAACCUGUCAAGGAAAUGAACCUGAAGGAAGACCAUAUUUACCUGGAAGAUAAGAGCUACAAGCUAGUUGACUUUGAACCGACUUAUGAUUCUGAUGAUCCUGUUCAGUUUGUGACAGAUCCAUCUGUGGAGGCUGUGCCUGUCAAAGAAGCAAACUUGCAAAAGGAGAAUCAUGAUGACCUAGAAAAUGAGAACUUUCAGCCAUGUUGUUCUGAAGUAGCAUAUAAUUCUGCUGUUCAUCUGCAGUCAGAAGUUGACCCACUUCAAGAGGCUUGCAAAGAAGCAGACCUUGACAAGAAAGAACUUGACAUAGAAGACAAGGGCAGUGUUUCUUGUGUGCCUGAAGUGGGGUAUGAUUCUGACGUCUCUUUUCAGAUAGUAGUUAACCAGGUUCAGACAUCAGAUGGAGAAACAGAUUCACCACAGGUGGUGUUUGUGGAUGUUGUUUCCAGUGAUAGUGACUGUGACCGGGAAGUAAUUUCUGAUUCAAAUAUUCCUCUUCAGCUACAAACCGAGCCACCUCAGAUGACUGUCAAAGAAACUAGUGAUAUAAACACAGAUUCUCUUGGUUCUGCAGCAAAUGAAAAGUACUACUGUAAAUUCUGUGGUUGUGAUUAUGAAGCCUCUCAGUCAGUGACAAACCAAUCCAAGGAAAGUUUCAAAAUAAUAAACAGGAAGAAUGACUAUAUUAUCCUAGGAGAUUCCACUUGUCCAUCUUGUGGUCAUGAACUCAAUUUCAGUGUUGAUCCCUCUGAUCAGCCCACUACCUGCCAGUUACAAGAGCCUGCUGGUAAUUUUAUUGACCCCGAAGUUAAGAACUAUGGAUCUCAUAGUUUUAAAAGAAAGUUUGAUUGGGAAGAUACUCGGCCAACGACUCAGCAACUACCGAAAACUAGAGAAAUCCUCAGUGUUCGGAGAGAUCAAAAACAUAGAACCAAAAGAGAUAGGAACUGGGAAUCCAGUAGUUCUGCAGCAGGCCGUGCUGUAUCAGUGAUCCGAAAAACAGCUGUGAAGCGCCCCGCUUCAAACUGUUGGGGAUCUGAGUCAAAUUGUCAAUAUGAUGACUCAGUUGAGUCUGACCCUGAGCAACCUGUACGUAAGAAAAGAGGCCCGCAAAAGAAAGUGACUUUUGACAUGAGAGUAACUAAGUAUGAAUAUCCACCAAGCCCACUGUACUCGGAUGCAGAAGAAGUUGCAGAAGGUGAUCCUAAGGAGGUAGUUCAGGAAGGCUCUCCUCAGGUUCAGGUUCCUCCACCAUCUGUUGAAAAAACACAGUCUCGGGGGAGAGAAGAUGACGUGAAAACAAACGCACAGCAAUGUCAAGGUCGUUUCUACAGUUACUAUGAUGGUGGCUCUGACAAGAAAAUUCUUUUGGGUGAAGACGAAAAGACUGAUCUUAAUCAGAAUACCACAUCAGUUCAGUAUGUUGAAGAUAAAGUUGGAGAUACUGGUGACUUUUCAGUGGCCUUAGGCAAACCAUCUUGUUCCCCAGCAGAGGGGCUUCAUCAGCAACCUGGGCAGGUGACUUCUCAGAACCAGGUAGGAGGAGUAAGAUAUGGAACUCAAACAAGUUCCGGGAAGAAAAGGAAAAUUACAGAAGAAGACGACGACGACGCACCGCCAAAAAGGAAGUAUUUCCGCCAUGAUAGCCAGAAAAAAAAAAAAGCUCAAACUAAGUUACCAGAACUACAGAUUAAAGUUUUAGAGCCUGUACAGCCUGAUUCCUUGGUCUAUAUUUUUUCUUCUCUAAGCAUGAAGGAAGAUCAGUCUUUGAACCCACCUAAAACAAAGCCUGGCAGUGACAGUGGGUUACGAUUUAUAUACAGUUGUAAAGAGCAUACUUCUUCUGGCCCACGACGUAAGAGAACUGUAAUUAAUCCUCCACAAAACCUAAACGUACCAGAUGUUGGCAGACGUGAUACAGUUGGCAUUGGUCCUAACAGGCGUGACCCAAGGUCCAAUGCAGGAGAGAAUAGUGCCAACAAACAAGACCUGGCUUCAACAUCUUCUAUGACAGUGCCGAAAAGAUCCGUGUUAAGGUUCCACAGGACCAGUCAAUCUUCGUAUGUAAUCAAAUCAGAUGAUGUGGGUGCUACUCAAGUUCCAAAGGAUACUUUCCAGCAGACUCUCUUAAACAGUGACGGUGCCAAAAAAACACCCAAAUCAGUUAGAAAAGAAGGUUCUGAAAGUAAAAAUGAAAGGAAAUUUUGGAAAAAGAAGAUGGUCAUUGCAGAUAAAUCAUGCCUCAUCAAAAAUGCUUAUAAAACAAUGGUUCUCCGGAAAAAAUCAAGACUACUUUUAGAAAAGCUGGCUAUUUGGAUUCAGCUGAAAGCAACCGACAUCGUCAGGAAGUAUGUCUGUAAAUGCCCUGGUGCCAUGCGCCGGAGGUAUCAAUCAAAGACUGUACUUAUAAAAAUGCAACUGAGGAAGAAGAAGAUAGUUGCCAGGAAGAUAAAGGAAGCCAAGAAGGCAGCUGAAGCUCUCGCGCUCGCGCUCUCGAGCUCCCCGGUUCUCCCAGCUGGUGCUGAAGAGCAGAUAAGCACUACUGCAGGGCCUACAGAGGUGCCUGCUCAUCUUUCCAAUGCUGGAGGAAUAAAGCGCUACCGGAAAACUUACUUCCGCAAAAGGAAGAGACUUCUUCCUGUGAGAGAAUAUGACCUGAGAAGCUUGAGUUCCACACCAAAUACCGACAGGAUGGUGACACGGCUUGCAAGCAAGUCAAAAAAUAAUGAAGCAAAAUAA
Arvicanthis niloticus (Nile rat) is the source of this 6960-nucleotide messenger RNA. NCBI's taxonomy places the organism in Eukaryota, Metazoa, Chordata, Mammalia, Rodentia, Muridae. The record is from RefSeq and is a predicted model, not a curated record.